Messenger RNA from Homarus americanus (American lobster), 735 nucleotides. Its product is annotated as extensin-like. The transcript has 2 exons. The record is from RefSeq and is a predicted model, not a curated record. NCBI's taxonomy places the organism in Eukaryota, Metazoa, Arthropoda, Malacostraca, Decapoda, Nephropidae. The coding region runs from base 1 to 735 and encodes 244 amino acids.
AUGGUGUACCUGAGCGAGGGUGGGCAGGGCGGGGGGCGAGUGGUGCUGCCCUCUCCCGGCUCAGAGCCCCGCCUGCCACCAUACUCUCCCCCGCGGCCCAGCAGCCUCAAUAGUCAGGACACGGCGCCCAUCAAAGAUCCACCUCCACCCUACCCGCCCACUACUAACCUUAAGGCCGCCCAUGCCGCCCUUAACCACGGGCCCUCCAGUGCCUCUCCCCCACCCACUAAGACCAUUAAGUACUUACCCCCGCCCUACACGCCCGCAGACACUACCAGCAGCAGUGGUCGUUUGAAGGUUCUCCCGCCCCAGGUCCAGCAGCCGCCCGGACCCCGUGCCCCAGGCAGCAGGGACCUCUCCGGGCACGCCACGGAUCCCCGCCACAGGACACGACGUCCACACUCCCACAGACACCAGCCAGAAAAGACCCGCCCUUGGACCAUCGCGACGGGAGACAACGUGAGCCGGGGGCAGACCACAGGCCGUCCAGCGGGUCUCGGAGGGUGCAGGCCGGGCCAGACCGUCACAGUAACAGUCACUCCGGCCAGAAUGGCUACCUCGGCCCCAGCAGGUGUGUCACGGGAAGCGGCCACCCGCGGGGGCCACUGCUCAGAACAGGCAAAAGCUUGGAGCUGCCCCACGAGCGGUUGUCACAGCAUCACCCGCCUCCCACCGCCCACACCCCCCCCCACCCCCGCCACCCUCAUCUCAGUCAUCAUCACACCAAAGACAUAA